AUGGACAUAGAGGCCGAAUUUGAUCAAUUUGUAAUCGACGAUUUCGGGCCGUCGGUACGGGUACAGGUGCCGAGCACCGCCGAGGGACUCGCCCGCUUCAACCAGGCCUUUCUAGACCCGCCGCAAAGAGCCUACGUUCAGCAUAUUGACUUCCAUAUUGUCUUGCCAACGAUUGGUGAGAAACGAAUCAAAAAGAUUCAGAGCAGAAAAGAAGCAUUGGAAAAUGAUGCUGUAUUCACCAGAGCUGUUGCGACCUUUCUCGGUCGGCUGGCUAAAUGGGAACGUCGCCGGUACGGCCCUGGUAUUAACCUGAAGAUAGCGGUGGAGUCACCAACAGACAGGCUUGUGGAAGAGAUGGAGGAAGACGGCGAACUGAAGAACACUCACAACCACCGAACUGCGCCUAUAUGGCAAGUACGAGACCAUUUCCGCUACCUGCGUUUCGAUCAUAGCCUCUUACCACCAUCCGAUUUGGGGCUGGCAAAGCUACCGCAGGUGCCGUGUGUGUUCGAGUUCGAGUUCGAUGGCGGACCUGGCGGACGUAACUUUCACCCUGAUGCAAUUGCAGCUAUAUCAAGCGCACUUGUCUCGGCGAGAAAGAUGGAGUGGACCUUUAGGCUACCGACACGUCGAUUGAUAGAUGCUCGCAGGGAGAUCAGAUCUGCCCUCGGCAACGCACUACUCAACACAUCGUUCUCAAGCUUGGUUGAAUUCAGGAUCAAUCUCGACGAUAAAGAUCCAAUGGACGAGGCUUUCCAACUUGAAACAUUGAUGGGCGACGAUGAAGAAGCGGAUACUUUGAGCCUAGGCGUUCGCCGUUUGUGUCAAGUUCCAAGUCUUCGGCGACUGCACUUGGAGAAACUUUGGAUCUUAUCACCGGCAGCCUUCGGUUCUCAACCCACUCUACCAGAAAUUCAUUGUCCCUCAUUGGAGUAUCUCUACGUCGAUUGUUCAGCAACAACACCUGAUGGCCACUACCUCCUUACCGGCGACCCAAGCAAAGCCCUGGCAGAUGAUAGUGGGUACGGCCUUGAACACGACGAGGAGAUUGCUGCUUUCGACUCAGAUGACUCCGACACUUCAGAUUUCCAACCCGACUUUGAAUGGUCCAAAAGCUCGGGAGAAUUUCCGGGAAGAUGGUUUAGGUAUACGCCCGAGCCGGAUGCGUUUAGUCCCUUGGCAACAUCCUUUGUCAGCGCUGUUGAUAAGAUGCCAUCUUUGCGUCGGAUGGAUAUUCACUUUGGUGGCACGACAACGACAACGAGGGCGCCUCUGGACAUGCUGUACUUUGCUCCUGGUGAACCAAAUCGAGGUGCAAGUCAGAUCAAUGGACGCAAAGCAUUUGAUGAGGAAAACGCAAGCAGCCCUAGGUGGUUCUUCCAGGGCGGUCGCAAGUUUGACAAGGAGUGGCAUCCUUCGCAGGAACUGGAACGGGCGUGCAGAGGGAAGUCCGGUCUGGGCCGCGUUCAUUUUGCUACCAAUUGA
Molecule: messenger RNA, 1485 nt
Organism: Colletotrichum orchidophilum
Lineage: Eukaryota; Fungi; Ascomycota; Sordariomycetes; Glomerellales; Glomerellaceae
Exons: 1
Coding region: 1-1485 (494 amino acids)
Source: RefSeq, a predicted model, not a curated record